Cyphomyrmex costatus is the source of this 1879-nucleotide messenger RNA. RefSeq names its product L-lactate dehydrogenase. The record is from RefSeq and is a predicted model, not a curated record. Gene Ontology annotation, biological process: lactate metabolic process; pyruvate metabolic process. The coding region runs from base 125 to 1879 and encodes 584 amino acids. Gene Ontology annotation, cellular component: cytoplasm. Gene Ontology annotation, molecular function: L-lactate dehydrogenase (NAD+) activity. NCBI's taxonomy places the organism in Eukaryota, Metazoa, Arthropoda, Insecta, Hymenoptera, Formicidae. The transcript is spliced from 9 exons.
UUUAAUGACAAAACGUCAAAUUUUGUGAUUUCAAUUAGAAAUAUUCACGAUGUCAAGUGACUUUUGGUUUGUCUAAAUUAUUUGGUAUUAUAUCUCGAAGUAGAAAAAUAUCCGUGUAUCGGAUAUGACCGAAACGAGAAAAAAAUCAUCUGAGGUAGCCAGCAACACGGUAACUGUUUUACUGGCCAAACAGGCAGAACAUCUUGUGGAUGGCCAUCGUGUCAAGGUCGUCGUCGUUGGCAGCGCGCCUAAGGGUGUUGCAGUCGCUAUAGCGAUUCUAUUCAAACGCCUCGCCUCCGAGCUCGUCCUCAUAGAUGUGAACGAGGAUCUCGCCAAGGCGGAAGCAGAAGACAUCAGCCAUGCGGCAGCAUACCUCGGCAAUCCCAGGAUUGUCGGUACCAAAGAUUAUGCUUGUGCCAGAGACGCAGCGGUAUGCGUGAUCACAGUUGGAAGCCAGUCUCGUGAAGAUCUGCAGCCGGCCGAUUAUCUAGAGCAUAAUCUGAAAAUUUUCAAGGACGUCAUUCCUAACAUUUCCAAGUACGCGCCGAACAGCGUUCUUCUCAUUCUUUCAAAGCCAGUUGACGUUCUGUCGUACGUUGCUAUGAAGCUGUCUGGAUUUCCCCCAAAUCGUGUUAUAGGAUUAGGAACGUUUUUAGACAGCUGCAGAUUUCAGUAUUUUAUCGCUCAAAAACUCGGAAUUUCAGCAAAUGCGAUUCAAGCGUUAAUCAUUGGCGAGAGCGGACCAGCUUCCGAAUACCAACAGCAGGAGAGUCAAGAAAACAAAAAUUUUGUUCUUACUCAUUUCAUACAGAUACCAGAUAGACCGCAAUGUCCAGAAAAUCAACGAUUGGAUAAACAUGGAAUAUGUCGAACAGUGAAAAUGACAACAAUAAAGGAUCAACUUUUAACUACUGUGACAGAAUCGGUGUCAACCGGUAGAAAUAAAAUCACAGUGGUCGGUGUCGGUCAAGUUGGAAUGGCCUGUGCUUUUAGUAUUUUGACAAAUCAUGUUUCGAGCGAUGUAGUAUUAAUUGAUGUGAUGGCGGACAAACUGAAAGGAGAAAUGUUAGACUUGCAGCAUGGCAGUUCGUUUAUGAAAAAUGCAAAAGUGAGUGCCAGCACAGAUUAUGCCGUAUCCGCGAACUCGAGCCUCUGCAUUGUGACAGCAGGUGCUCGUCAGCGCGAAGGUGAAACCAGAUUGGAUCUGGUUCAACGUAACACCGACAUUUUCAAGGGCAUUAUACCUGAAUUAGUCAAAUAUAGCCCGAACACGAUUCUCCUCAUCGUUUCCAAUCCGGUGGAUAUUUUGACUUAUGUAGCAUGGAAACUUUCCGGCUUGCCAAAGAAUAGAGUCAUUGGCAGUGGUACAAAUUUGGAUUCUGCUCGCUUCCGCUUUCUAUUGUCGCAAAAACUUAAUGUCGCACCUACGUCUUGCCACGGCUGGAUUAUCGGAGAACAUGGUGAUACCAGUGUGCCUGUAUGGUCUGGAGUUAAUGUUGCUGGAGUACGUCUACGUGAUUUAAAUGAGUAUGUGGGUACCGAUAAAGAUGAGGAACAUUGGGAUGAAUUACAUAAACAAGUGAUACAAAGCGCGUAUGAAGUUAUUAAACUAAAGGGCUAUACCUCAUGGGCAAUAGGUCUCAGUGUGUAUCAACUUGCAUCAGCUAUAGUAAGAAAUUCCAAUCAAGUGCAUGCUGUGUCUACAUUGGUUACCGAUCAUCAUGGAAUUAAGGAAGAAGUAUUCUUAUCUUUACCUUGCACACUGGGUGAAGAUGGCGUCACACACAUUGUUCAGCAGAAGCUAACAGAUGAUGAACUUGCAUCAUUGCAUACAUCUUCAGCGAUGAUGCAGAAGGUGCAAGAAGGCCUUAAAUUUUAA